This is a messenger RNA of Mercenaria mercenaria, 769 nucleotides long. Its product is annotated as acyl carrier protein, mitochondrial-like. Gene Ontology annotation, biological process: fatty acid biosynthetic process. NCBI's taxonomy places the organism in Eukaryota, Metazoa, Mollusca, Bivalvia, Venerida, Veneridae. The coding region runs from base 40 to 501 and encodes 153 amino acids. Gene Ontology annotation, cellular component: mitochondrion. The record is from RefSeq and is a predicted model, not a curated record. The transcript is spliced from 5 exons. Gene Ontology annotation, molecular function: acyl binding; acyl carrier activity.
UUUGUCCGUAGUUACCUCCCAUGCAAAAAAGUUAGUAAAAUGGCUGCCACCUUGCUGAAGACGGUACGGGCAACAAAUUGCCUCCAAACAGUUGCAAGGAAUGUCUUUCCACGUAUAUCGUCCGUCUCAAUAAUCCAUUGCAGACAAGAAAACAAAAAGAUACACAACUGUACAAAUUCAACAAAGCUGUUAGCGCCACGGAUAACUGCAUUACAAAGUUCUCGCAAUUAUGCUCAGAAGCCGUAUCUUACAAUAUCUAAUGUAAAAAAGAGGGUGACUCUCGUUUUGCAACUUUAUGAUAAAGUUGAUCCCGAAAAGUUGACAUUGACAUCCCACUUUAUGAAUGAUCUAGGGCUGGAUAGUUUAGAUCAUGUGGAAGUUAUCAUGGCAAUGGAAGAUGAAUUUGGAUUUGAGAUACCAGACCAGGACUCAGAACGCCUGAUGACACCAGAGUCUAUUGUACAGUAUAUUUGUGAUAAGGAAGACGUCUAUGAUGAAUGAAGUUAAGACUUCCAUCUUUUUGCACUUGUUAUUGAUAUUGUGUGUAUUAGAAGUUUGAAGACCAUGCAGUUAUACAAACAAGAAAAAAGUUCAAUCAUAAAAACAACUUUGAAACAUGUGAUGCUAAAAAAAGCUCAGAAACUGAGAUACAAAAUGCUGACAAUUCGUCAAAAUUAUACCAGUAGGCUUUACUGUAUGAAAAAUGAAAGCUAUGUUCACAUUACUGUAUGAAUCAGUGUUAGAGAGAUUUGAAUAAAUUGUGUUAUCA